AUGUCCGAAACGCCGAAUACUCCGGAGCCGGGGAUGGGGCCGGCUCCGGCUUUUAUCUCGUUCGGCAUGGUUGUUCUCGACGAGCUCCGCUUCCCGGACGGUAGUGUUCUCCGCGACAUUCCCGGCGGUUCUGGGUUUUACAGUACCCUCGGCGCGCGCCUCGCCGUCUCGGAGAAUGAGUCUUCGACUGUACGCUGUGUCAUCACAGCGGGUUCUGACUUUCCAACUACCGUGAGGCGGCAGAUUGAGGAAUGGGGUGUCACCGUACACUAUGAUGAGAUGCCGGAUAGGCUAUCAACGAGAGGUCUUUUGGAAUAUGAGAAUGAUGCUUUUGGAAAAAAGACUUUUCGAUAUACCGUGCCACCUUUACACCCCGAUAUAUCCCGGCUUCCUGAAUUGCUUCUUCGAUCCUCCCAACAUGCGAGGUCUCUCGCAACCCUCCGCGGCGAGACUGAGAACCCAGUUUCCCUAAUCGCAUGGGAACCCUCGCCCAUCAAUAGCCACAACCGCCAAAUCGAGCAUAUGAGAGCUGUCCACUUCUCAGACAUCUGCUCGCCGAACGACCACGAACUCUUACGUAUGAAGGGCAUCGACGACAGCCUAGGAUCACCUUACAACAGAGCACUGGUCGAGCACCACGCCAUCGACCUCUCGAAUGGCAAUGCGGCACCGGGACAUCCUGCGUUGCUCAAGGAGGCGCAAGACAGACCACGGGUCACGGUCCUUAGGUGCGGCGACCAGGGCUAUCUCACCAUUCCCCGGGACGGCGAUCCAACAUGGCUGCCUCCUUUCCACGACUACGGCUCUUCAAAGGUUGUAGAUCCGACAGGCGCCGGCAAUGCAUUCCUCGGAGCGUUUGCGAUUGUUUUCGCGAGGACGGGUGACGCGGUUCUCGCCUCGGCGUACGGAUCUGUGGCAGCCAGCUUCGUUAUCGAGCAGAUUGGACCGCCUAAGAGGGAGGUCAUCGACGGCAAGGAGUACUGGAACGGGGAGGCGUUUGAGGACAGGCUGAGGCAGUAUCAAGACAAGGUCGCGACGUAG
This is a messenger RNA of Colletotrichum phormii, 1041 nucleotides long. RefSeq names its product PfkB family carbohydrate kinase. Lineage: Eukaryota; Fungi; Ascomycota; Sordariomycetes; Glomerellales; Glomerellaceae. Bases 1 to 1041 code for a protein of 346 amino acids. The transcript has 4 exons. The record is from RefSeq and is a predicted model, not a curated record.